CUUUAACUAACCAUUACAUUCCUGAAAAUUUGUGUGAACAAUGGGUACCAAUUUUUUCAUCAAUGAUAAUGAGGAUGUAUUGAUUGAGAUAUUGAAGAGGCUCGACGGCCGUUCAUUGGGAGUAGCUGCCUGUGUAUGUAAGCUCUGGUGCGGUAUCGCUCGGAACGAUUCUCUCUGGGAGCAUCUCUGCUUCCGCCACGUGUCGCCGCCGCUGGAAGGUGUGAGGACGGUGGUUUUGGCGCUCGGAGGGUACCGACGGCUGUAUAUGGUCUGCGUGAGGCCAGUGUUGAAUCGAUUGCGAAAAUGGAGGCCGAUUGGAAUGGAAUCUGAUUCGGAGAUUGUGAGGCGAGUUUAUUGGACUCGUCAUGAAGUCGAGUUAUCGUUGUCGCUGUUUUGUGUGGAUUAUUAUGAGAGAGUAUUGUUGAGCGGCGGUAGUGGUGGUGGUGGCGGCGGCGGGGGAGACGCUGCGGCGGCGCCGUGUGUAUCGUCGCUUAUGUUCCUUUGUAAGGCUGUGAAUGUUUGAAUGAA
Molecule: messenger RNA, 528 nt
Organism: Solanum verrucosum
Lineage: Eukaryota; Viridiplantae; Streptophyta; Magnoliopsida; Solanales; Solanaceae
Product: F-box protein SNE-like
Exons: 1
Coding region: 41-523 (160 amino acids)
Biological process (GO): gibberellic acid mediated signaling pathway; regulation of gibberellic acid mediated signaling pathway
Cellular component (GO): SCF ubiquitin ligase complex
Molecular function (GO): protein binding
Source: RefSeq, a predicted model, not a curated record